ACAGGAACGCAAAAACAAGAUUUCUAUUAUUCACACAACGACCAAGGCAAAAGUAAGAAGGAAAUAGUUGUCCCAUGCCCAGGCUGAUAUUUACUUACGCUCUCUCCACAGUGUUGCAGCCAAAUUUGAGGUGAAAUUCUCUUCCUGAGAUCUGGUCGUAUCGCUCCUCUGCGGCUGUCCCUAGCCAUCACCGCAAGUCGUCCGCAACACGCCUAAAACGUCGUCCACUUUCUCCGUGCUGAUACCACCACCACAACCAACCACCGCCAUCACCAACAACACCAAUAGGGGCUGGCCUAUUUAGCAGAAACACCAGUCUCCUCGCCCACUCGAUCCACGGUGGUGCGACCAGCACGGCAUCCACCGUUUUCCAUCUCGCCCACUGACGAACGGCGAGCACACAGACUCCAAUGCCCCCGAUAUUCUCUCCUUCUGCCUCCGCUAGUGAGUCUGCUUCAGCAUCAACAUCAACGGCAUCAGCCACAGCUACAACUCCUACGACCAAUACAACCAAUACAUCCCCCAUAUCCGUCCCUAGCACGCGCCGAUCAACCAGUCAAGUUGCACAAUCUCUCGCCUCCUGGUCCGACACAACAUCGACAUCAAUCUCACCCGCAUCCCCUUCUCCUAUAUCCUCGCCUACGCCUACACCAUCCUCCGCCGACAACAGCCAUAAAAAUAACGACAGUAAUACCAUUUCUCAUAGAAACGAAUCCCUAUCCCCGUCUCCUGCAGCGCAGAAACAGCGCUCCUCCUUUCUACGUCGUCUCUCUCCCGGCCUAGCUGCCAGAGUCAAGCUGCUGGACGGCUCGUCCAAACAAACAUCGACGGCCCCGACAAGGAGCAGCAGCGUGAUUGGCAGGAUCCCCGAAGACCAUCUCAAAGAGUUGGAUAGUGCACACAGGGACCUCUCAAUAAAAGUACUACGACGCGGCCGAGCUUGGAGUGGUGGACGCCGUGUAUUGCUCACGCCGGAACCGGCCUCCUCCCCCAGCGAGCUGGAAUCAGGGAGGCUGAAGGGACACGAUACUACAACUACGGAGACUACCAGCCCCGAAGCAGACGUCGGGGUCUCAGAUCCUUCUGAGUCGUUAUCGACUGCUCAAGAGGGACAACCAUUAGCAGAUAUGUCGACUCUGCAGGGUGUACAAACCACGGUACAGGACGUUGGAGCUUCCCACGGUUCAGAUCCCAAUUCCUCCACGGGCACAACGGACUUGGAAAGGUAUCUUCGCUCAAGCACGCAGUCCGAAGAAGGUGCACCCCCUCCGCCGCCAAAGGACUCCCCCCCUGUACCAGCUAAUGGCUCGAGUACCAAUGUAGAGUCGUAUUUCAAUCCUCUGGGCCUGUCACGCACUGAAUCUAUUUACUCCUUUUCCAGAGCAUCAUUCAGCAAUCAACUGUCUCAAUUAACUUCCAUCAGUUUACCUCAACCCGCGUCCCUCGAAGCGAGCAUUAAAUCCAUCGCUACCGCGCCUGCUGCCGUGCGAGCGUUGUCGGGAGCCGCGAGUCAAAUACAACAAUGGAUAAACAAAGCUUCGGAUGUCUUGAGUGGGCUGGACGCUGAGGAUGAUGUUGAAUGGGCGGCUGCUGGCGGCAGAGAAGGACUGGAAGAUGUCGACAAAGCGGUGACAAAGUUUGAGAGCCUGGUGAAUGUCUACGUCAAAGCUAUCGAGGAGGUACAGCUACGCGAUGAUAUUUCAGAUGUCGGACCCGAGCCGCUCCAAGCCAUCGUUGUUCAGGUGGAAUCAACUCUGAAGAACUGGAAGGGCGUUAGAUCACAGCUGAGAGGUGUUAAGGAGCAGGUUGAGCUUGCCAUGGAGUGGGAGGAGCUAUGGACGAACGUUCUUGGCGAUGUGGGCAUGGAAAUGGAUAACUUAAGUCGGCUGAUAUUCGAGAUGGAGGAGAAAAGACACAACACAAUGAUCAUGGAAUCGGAGACAGAACAUAGCAACGGACUUGACCUCGACGAGCUAGAGACAAUUGUUGAAGAGUCCCCCGCCAAUGGGGGUACGCCAUCCUCUUUACGACAUAGACAUGUCCCUCCCGCCCAACAGGAACCCUCCACCGUCCAGAAUACCCAGGAUGACUCUAACUUACUAGCUUUGUUUGCGCGGAUGCAACCCCUUCGAGCAUCGCUGGACUUCCUCCCUAUGCGACUUUCAAUGUUUCAAUCUCGAGCGGAGAAAAUAUUUCCAAGUGCCUGUGAGGAAUUAGAGGAUCGGCGAGAACGUUUGGAAAAGGGUUAUAAAAAGUUGGAAACGGAUGCGGAAGCGUUACGGCGCGAAUUGGGCGAGGAUAGAUGGGUUUUGGUUUUCAGGGAUGUUGGCAAGAAGGCACAUAAAAUGUUCGUGUCGCUUGAACGAAGUGUCGAUAAACUCCAGGAAGCGAUUGAUUCGGGUCUCCACCACACUGGUUCCAUGGCAUUGUCGAAGAGGAUCGAGAGCUUUGGCCAUAAAAAACUCCAUAUUGGCGAUGCCAUCAACCGCGUGUUGGCAAUCAUACAGAAGGGUAUUAACGAUAGAUUGACGGUCAAUGGGGAAAUUAUUAGAUUGCUUGCAGAUCUAAAAACAAGGUGGGAAGCGAUGCAAGACAAGAUUCGCGCCAUGGAUAUGCUCCUGGAGGACCUCAAUGUUGCCAGAAGCCAACAGUUACGGGACUCGAUAUCCAGCAUCGUCACGCUUGAUAGUCCUGCUAACAGAAGUGCCAUUGAUACUCCUGAUAGCUCCCCUGCUUCUUCAGUGGUCAUGUCGAGUGCCAAUGGAGCCAACAGCGGGGUAGCAUCAAGCAUCAAUGGAUCGAGUAGAAGAGGAAGCUCUACCGGUAACGCCACCACAAAGGCCACUGCAACAAAAUUGAAGCGCUAUUCCGGGCUGCCUCAAGCCUCCUCCGCCCCUCGCCGCUCCUCCAUCCCCCGCACCACCUCCAGCUCGAGCCACCUCACACCACCAUCCCCACGACUCUCCACAUUAUCUCCUUCACCCUCCACCCCUCGCCCUGGAUCCCGAAAUUCCUUUGGAAAACCCAACCCUACAUGUACCAAGCCGCGCUGGAACAAUAGCCCUAACACGAAUGACCUUGUAGUGGGUCACAACUUUAAACCACUUAGCCUCACCACGCCAUCCCCGCACCGCAAGCUCACUGUCCCCACAAGUUCCCGCUUCUCCCUCCCCAUCCCUAGCCCACUCAGCCGCGAGUCAUCCGCCUCUCCCGCCCCUUCUUCCUACCGCCCCUCAAGCCGACUCACAGGCAGCCACCUCACUUCUCCCGCCCCAGACCGUGGAGGCGCGUCACCCACCCCCACACGCUUCCGCUUCAACGACCCACCCCCUUACAGCAAACUCUGCAAGGAUCCGUCCUCUGCCUUGCCCAGCCCUUCCCCUUUACUAGCUACCACGCCCCGCAGCCGACAAAGCUACGCUGGCCAACCCAGUGUGCGAGCGGUAUCGACAAAUGUGGGCAAUACUAUGAGUAACGGUGGUGGUGAUAAUGGCGCGAAGAAAGCCGUGACCCGGCCCGGAACGGCAUUGGGCCAUUCGGGUAGACGUAUUAGUAUGCUGCCGCAACCACGCGCAACACGGUCGGGGAGGGACAGCGUCGCGCUGUCUUCGAGGGGUUUAGAUGAACGGCCACCAUGGAGGUAAGCGCAGGGAUUCUUUGGGGGAUGCUUAGCUACGGUUUUGUGGGGUGUUCACGUAACCAGUUUGUAUAAGAAUGAAUUGGGGGUUCUAUAAAUGUCGCUGUGUAUUUGUUGGGUAUCAGUUGAAAGUUGAAAGCUGGCUCAUUUUAGAUAUAUUUGUCUUCACCGUCAUCUUAGUUUUCUCUUUCUCUUUCUCUUCUUCUCUCUUCUAUUCUAUCAGAUCUGUCCCCUUUAAGCCUCUUUGGUUUUUGUUUUCUUUUAAUUACCCAUCUGCGUCCAUUAUUGCUGUAUAUUCUGUCCCAUUUGGGCGUGCCCUAUUUACCUUGCCCCCCACCGCCUCUCACACCAUCAGCCAUUCAUAUGCUCCUCCUGUGUUUAGUUCUUGUUUCCGCAGCGCUUCUUAUGUCUGGAUAUUACACGUGGAUGGAGACACUAUAUUCCCCCUUUUUUUUAUCCCUCGCACGGUCGGCGCAAUUUUCUCCCUAUAUAAUCCAUCGACAUACCACCACCACCUUAGGUUCUCACAAUUCGCUUUCUUGCCUCUUGUUUAUUAAUCUUACUUUUAGUUCAUCCCAUUUACAAAUACCGCUUUAGCUUUCAGCUCCUCUCCUCCCUUCCAAUUUUUUUCUUUUUUCUUUCUUUCUUUUUUGUAUAUUGAUUCUUUUUCAUCUUACUCUGAAAAUCCUAAACACUUUUGAGCAUCUUCCGUUUUCCCGCCAUCUCCUCUGAUACCUCCACUCUUCCUCCCCUUACAACACUUGAGCUACUCUGAAUAUCAUGCGUUGAAGCCAUUGAAUAACAGCAGAAUUUACGACAUGAGGGACAAUAGCGAAACUCCCAAGAACAAGACCAAGAAGCAACGACUCCCUUCCCCGAUUUCUCUUAUCCACCCUGUCAACUAUUGUUUUAGCUAGGAUUGCAAAAUUUUCAAGCGCUUUUUUUAUUUUUUUUAAUUUUUUUUUUAUUUUUUAAUUGUUAUUAUUUGCCUUAAUUU
Molecule: messenger RNA, 4634 nt
Organism: Blastomyces gilchristii SLH14081
Lineage: Eukaryota; Fungi; Ascomycota; Eurotiomycetes; Onygenales; Ajellomycetaceae
Exons: 1
Coding region: 411-3644 (1077 amino acids)
Biological process (GO): mitotic spindle orientation checkpoint signaling; establishment of spindle localization; nuclear migration along microtubule
Cellular component (GO): cell cortex; mating projection tip; spindle pole body
Source: RefSeq, a predicted model, not a curated record